Molecule: messenger RNA, 270 nt
Organism: Spirodela intermedia
Lineage: Eukaryota; Viridiplantae; Streptophyta; Magnoliopsida; Alismatales; Araceae
Source: the annotation of a GenBank genome assembly
AUGGGGCCGUACGGGGAGAAACUCUUCUUGGGGAGGAGCACCUCGGUCACGGGCACUGUGGCCGUUCAAGCGUGGGUUGGCGAGAAGCAGUACUACAAUUACGUCUCCAAUACCUGCGCGACGGGGAAGGUUUGCUCACACUACACGCAGGUGGUCUGGAAUGUCUCGAUAAACCUCGGCUGUGCGCGUGUUACGUGCAACAGCGGUUCCGUCAUCGUCAUCUGUAACUACGAUCCUCCAGGUAACUUCCCCGGCGUGAGGCCCUACUAG